CAUGACCAUUGAUCUCAAAUUUCAACACAAGUAAACAAAGCCAUGACUCGACAUAACACGUGUCAAACGUCCAUUGGCUAGUGAAACGUGGCAUGCGAUAUUAUUGGCCAGAUCAACUCAACACAACUCCUUGUUAGAUCUAUAUAGCUUCACUAACUAUAUUGAACUGCAUAUAUAUCUUUCUAGAUGCUUCUUCUCUAAAUCAACAACAAUUCAACAUCAAAAGCGAUUCAGAUCAGAAGUUUUGCUGGUGAAUUAGGUUAUGGAAUUAAGCAGGAGGAAGAUGUGUUGUUAUAUGCAGUUUUGUUGUUUUGUGUUGAUCGGAUGCUUCAUUUCGCAGAUUUGUGCUUCUUCUGACGCUAUAUUUUACGAGCCGUUUGAUGAAUCGUUCGAGGGGAGUUGGAUCGUGUCUGAGAAGGAAGAUUAUUCCGGUGAAUGGAAACACUCAAAGAGCGAGGGACACGAUGAUUACGGGCUUCUUGUGAGCGAUAAAGCAAGAAAAUACGCAAUCGUCAAGGAGCUAGAAAAACCCGUCGAGCUCAAGGACGGUACAAUCGUUCUCCAAUACGAAGUCCGUCUUCAAAAUGGUCUCGAGUGCGGUGGUGCAUAUUUGAAAUACCUUCGACCACAAGAAGCUGGGUGGACUGCCAAGGGGUUUGACAAUGAAUCUCCUUACUCGAUCAUGUUCGGCCCCGACAAAUGCGGUGCAACAAACAAGGUUCAUUUCAUCUUAAAGCACAAAAACCCGAAAAGCGGAGAGUACGUUGAACACCAUCUUAAGUUCCCUCCUUCUGUCCCGUCAGACAAAUUAACCCAUGUUUACACCGCCGUUAUAAAACCCGACAACGAGCUUGUAAUCUUGAUCGAUGGAGAAGAGAAAAAGAAGGCUAAUUUUCUCUCUUCUGAAGACUUCGAACCCGCGUUAAUCCCCGCAAAAACCAUUCCGGACCCUGAUGAUAAAAAGCCCGAAGAUUGGGACGAGCGUGCUAAAAUCCCCGACCCGGAAGCAACAAAGCCCGACGAUUGGGAUGAGGAUGCACCUAUGGAAAUACUAGACGAAGAAGCAGAGAAACCCGAAGGGUGGUUAGACGACGAGCCUGAGGAGAUUGAUGACCCGGAAGCGGUUAAACCCGAGGAUUGGGAUGACGAGGAGGAUGGUGAAUGGGAAGCACCGCAAAUCGAAAACCCAAAAUGUGAAUCGGCACCGGGGUGUGGAGAAUGGAGGAGACCGUUAAAGAGGAACCCGGCUUACAAGGGUAAAUGGCAUGCUCCGCUUAUUGACAACCCCGCUUACAAGGGGAUAUGGAAGCCGCGUGAGAUUCCGAACCCUGACUACUUUGAACUUGAAAAGCCUAACUUUGAGCCGAUUGCUGCGAUUGGUAUCGAGAUCUGGACCAUGCAAGAUGGAAUCUUGUUUGACAGCAUUUUGAUAGCGAGUGAUGGGAAAACCGCAGCGGAAAUCAGGGAUACUACAUGGAAGCCGAAGUUUAAGGUGGAAGAAGAGAAACAGAAGGCUGAAGAAAAGUCAGCCGGGCUUGAUGGGCUCAAAGGAAUCCAGAAAGCUGUGUUUGAUGUGCUUUACAAGAUCGCUGACUUGCCUUUCUUGGGUGACCACAAGGUCAAAGUUUUGGAACUUAUUGAGAAGGCUGAAACACAACCAAACUUUACAAUUGGUGUCAUAGUUUCAAUCAUUGUUGUGAUCUUCAGCAUCUUGUUGAAGUUGUUGUUUGGUGGGAAGAAAGCGGCACCGAAGGUGAAUGUGGUACCGGAAAAGAAGGAAGAAGGGGAGGCGUCAAACACAGCCGAAGGCGAAGGCGAAGGUGAAGGUGAAGAAGAGAAAACCGAGGGUGAAGUGGCGGCAGCUCCUCGUAGAAGGACAAGACGCGACACCUAAUGAGAGAUGGAGAAGCUAUAGUUGGUAGUGGUUUAGGUGGUAUUUUAAGGAUGUUUUUGUUUGGUUAAAACAACACAAGGAGAAGCUUUUUGUAUGCGUUGUAAAUGGAGAUUAUUCGUGUAAUACUAGCAUCCAUCAUGGCUGGAUAAUUUUGUAAGUCCUAACAAAAUUGUUUGAUAAAACUACACUCUUCUCACAAAA
Messenger RNA from Helianthus annuus (common sunflower), 2095 nucleotides. Its product is annotated as calnexin homolog. Gene Ontology annotation, biological process: protein folding. The transcript is spliced from 6 exons. NCBI's taxonomy places the organism in Eukaryota, Viridiplantae, Streptophyta, Magnoliopsida, Asterales, Asteraceae. The record is from RefSeq and is a predicted model, not a curated record. Gene Ontology annotation, cellular component: endoplasmic reticulum membrane; endoplasmic reticulum. Gene Ontology annotation, molecular function: calcium ion binding. The coding region runs from base 263 to 1894 and encodes 543 amino acids.